AUGGCGGCGCGCGGGGCGGCGGCGGCCGUGGCGGCCGUGGCGGCGCGCUACCCGCCCUUGGUGGCCUCCCCGACGGCCGCCAGCGAGGCGGGGCGGCGGCGGCGGGUGGAGCGCUGGCGGCGGGCGGUGCAGGCGGCGGGGGCGGCGUCCGACAGGCUGCGGCUGUUCACCCGGCUGCAGCGGCCCAAGCUGGCGCUCCACCCGCAGACGGCGGCGCCGGGCGCCGACCGCUGGUACCAGAGCUUCACCAAGACGGUCUUCCGGCCCGGCCUGCCGCCCGCGCUCCCGCCGCCUUCGCCGCCGCGCGGCCCCGACCUCGACCUGCCCGCGCUGCGCGCCGCCGCGCGCCACGGCCUGCUGCAGGAGCACGUGCACCUGCGCCGCGCGCGCCGCGCGCCCCCGCCCGGGCCCCGGGAGCGCGCCGCGCGCGCCCCCUGGCUGGCCCAGCUGCUGGCCGCCCUGGCCCCGCCGCUCGCCGCGCUGAACCCGCACCUCGCCGCCGCCGCGCUCGAUUUUAAACAACCGGUACAUUUCUAUUGGUUGCGUGGCGAGGAAGUUGUUCCUCGAGGCCAUCGACGGGGUAGGAUCGAUGCGCGGAGGUUUCAGAUAGACGACAGGCCACAUAGUCAGAUCCGCAUGUCCAAGCAGCUUCCGGAGUUUGUCGCCCUGGAUGAAUUCGUUCCUGAAGAAAUUCCUGUUAUAAACUGUAGCCCAAACAAGCUUCCGAUGUUUAAACGACAAUAUGAAAACAAGAUAUUUAUUGGGACAAAGCUAGCCGAUCCCUGCUGUUAUGGUCAUACCCAGUUUCAUCUCUUACCCGACAACAUGGAAAGGUCUAGACUUGUGAAAGAAAAUCGCGCGGACCAGAUUGAAGUUGGUUUCCGAGCUAACGCUAUUGCAAGUCUUUUUGCUUGGACUGGAGCACAAGCCAUGUAUCAAGGAUUCUGGAGCGAAGCAGAUGUCACCCGUCCCUUUGUCUCCCAGGCUGUGGUCACAGAUGGAAAAUAUUUCGCUUUUUUUUGUUAUCAGUUGAAUACGUUGGCCCUGACUGUUGAGGCUGAUCGGAAUAACCCCCGGAAAAAUAUCUGUUGGGGUACAGAAAGUAUGCCCCUCUAUGAUACAAUUGAAAAUGAGGAGGUGAAAGGCUUUAAUGAUGAAGUUUUGCUUCAGAUAAUUCAAUUUUUACUGAAUAGGCCAAAAGAAAACGAAUCAGAGGUACUGAAAACAUAAGAAAUUUUUAAGAUGAGCAAAUUUCUGGUGAAAGUUUAAACGUAAUGGAAGGUACAGUCGAAGUCGUAAUAAUUAUAGUAAUCGUACAUUUAUUAAAUCUUGAAAAUAA
This is a messenger RNA of Ornithorhynchus anatinus (platypus), 1339 nucleotides long. It is a transcript of the gene MRPS30, whose product is annotated as mitochondrial ribosomal protein S30. NCBI's taxonomy places the organism in Eukaryota, Metazoa, Chordata, Mammalia, Monotremata, Ornithorhynchidae. Gene Ontology annotation, cellular component: mitochondrial large ribosomal subunit; ribosome; mitochondrion. Gene Ontology annotation, molecular function: structural constituent of ribosome. The coding region runs from base 1 to 1230 and encodes 409 amino acids. The transcript has 5 exons. The record is from RefSeq and is a predicted model, not a curated record. Gene Ontology annotation, biological process: translation.